AUGACUAACAACGUGAGCUCCAGAAUGGACACCCCGACCAACAUCUCUCUGAGUCCCAGCGCCGCCGUCUCUGACUCGCUGGAGUACAAGGCGGUGUCAGUGUUCCUGGUCCUUGUGGUUUGUGGUGCGGGCAUCGUGGGAAACAUCAUGGUGGUCCUCGUGGUCCUCACCACCCGUCACAUGAGGACACCCACCAACUGUUACCUGGUCAGCCUGGCCAUAGCGGACCUGACGGUGCUGGUGGCGGCGGGGCUGCCCAACGUGUCCGACAGUCUGACGGGAACGUGGAUAUUUGGCCACGCCGGCUGCCUGGGCAUCACCUACCUUCAGUACCUGGGCAUAAACGUGUCCUCCUGCUCCAUCACUGCCUUCACCCUGGAGAGGUACAUAGCUAUCUGCCAUCCCAUGAAGGCUCAGACCGUGUGCACAGUGUCCCGGGCCAAGCGGAUCAUCGCAGGCGUGUGGUUCUUCACCUGCGUCUACUGCAUGUUGUGGUUUUUCCUGGUGGACAUUCAGGUGAACCAGGACGGACAUGUGCAGUGUGGCUACAAAGUCAAACGGGAGCUCUACCUGCCCAUAUACCUCAUUGACUUCGCCAUUUUCUACGUCAUACCGCUGCUCCUCGCCAUCGUGCUGUAUGGCUUGAUAGCACGGAUCCUCUACCUCAGCCCGCUGUCCACCCUCCCUGACACCAGCGCCACCACCCUGCGCCGCAGCUGCCGGGACGCCUCUGAAGCUGGGAGGAAGGCGGGUCGCCAGAGCCGGCCAAAGAGCGCCCUCUCCUCCAGGAAACAGGUGACAAAGAUGCUGGCAGUAGUGGUGAUCCUCUUUGCUCUUCUGUGGAUGCCAUACCGGACUUUAGUUUUGAUCAACUCUUUUGUGUCCACACCUUAUCUGGAUGCCUGGUUCCUCCUGUUUUGUCGGACGUGCAUCUAUGCCAACAGCGCUAUAAAUCCUGUCAUAUACAAUGCUAUGUCUCAGAAGUUUCGCUCAGCCUUUCGCGGGCUUUACCGUUGCCAGAGACCAGAGGCUAAUCAUAGGACACUAUCAAUGAUUCAGACUGGCUUCGGCACCGUCAGAGACCCACGAACCUCGCAGGCCGAUAGCAAUGGAACCAAUGAAAAGGCUAGGAGAGACCUAAUGAAAACUGCAAUUGAGAUGACCUCACAGCAAAAUGGAAGCAGCCACCAGGAGACAACAACUGUCAAUGGCAAGGCAGCAGACCAUGCCACCAACAUGGGCCCAGCUGCUCUCAGAUCUGUUGGGGGUCCAGCUGAGACGGCUCUAUCUGGAGAUCAGGUGUUAGGUUGGCCUUCAUUAGAUGAUACUACAGUUUAUUUAGCAGACAGACCUGCAGCCGUCCAUCAGCAGGAGAACAUUUAA
Molecule: messenger RNA, 1383 nt
Organism: Trematomus bernacchii (emerald rockcod)
Lineage: Eukaryota; Metazoa; Chordata; Actinopteri; Perciformes; Nototheniidae
Product: thyrotropin-releasing hormone receptor-like
Exons: 5
Coding region: 1-1383 (460 amino acids)
Biological process (GO): phospholipase C-activating G protein-coupled receptor signaling pathway
Cellular component (GO): membrane
Molecular function (GO): thyrotropin-releasing hormone receptor activity
Source: RefSeq, a predicted model, not a curated record